GUGCCGCCGCUGCCCCGAGCCGCGCUCCCCGGCACGGGCCGGGCGCCGCCGCAGCCGCGGGGAUGAGCAGCGGGACGCGGUGCCGCGGCGCCCACAACGGCAGCGAGCCCGGCGGCAUGCGGCCCCGCGGCAACGCGACGGGGCGGGCGGCCGAGGGCUGCGGCGCCGUGUCGGUGGCGUUCCCGCUGACCAUGAUGAUCACGGGCAUCGUGGGCAACGCCCUGGCCAUGCUGCUGGUGUCCCGCAGCUACCGCGCCAAGGAGAGCCGGCGCAAGCGCUCCUUCCUGCUGUGCAUCGGCUCCCUGGCGCUCACCGACCUGCUGGGGCAGCUGCUCACCAGCCCCAUCGUCAUCUCCGUCUACCUGUCCGACCGCGCCUGGGACGCCGUCGAUCCCUCGGGCCGCCUCUGCGCCUUCUUUGGCUUUAGCAUGACGGUCUUCGGGCUCUGCCCGCUCUUCAUCGCCAGCGCCAUGGCCGUGGAGAGGACGCUGGCCAUCCGCGCGCCGCACUGGUACGCCAGCCACAUGAAGACGCGGGUGACGAAGGCGGUGCUGCUCGGCAUCUGGCUGGCCGUGGGCGCCUUCGCCCUCCUGCCCGUUGCCGGGCUGGGCCAGUACACGCUGCAGUGGCCCGGCACCUGGUGCUUCAUCAGCACCGGCGACAGCCGGGUCACCGGGAGCCUCGUCUUCGCCUCCACCUUCACCGUCCUGGGGCUCCUGUCCCUCGUGCUGACGGUGGCGUGCAACCUGGCCACCAUCGAGGCCUUGGUGUCUCGUUGUCGGACCAAAGCGACCGCAUCCCGCUCCAGCAAGCAGUGGGGGCGAAUCGCCAUGGAGACACUGAUCCAGCUCUUGGGGAUCAUGUGUGUCCUCUCGGCCUGCUGGUCACCGCUACUGAUAACAAUGUUGAAGAUGAUCUUCAGCCACACAUCGUUUGAACAUUGCAAGGGAUUCUCCGGUGAAACCCAAAGCUCAGAACUGCACAAGGAAUGCAAUUUCUUCUUGACAGCAGUGCGCUUGGCCUCCCUAAACCAGAUACUUGAUCCCUGGGUAUACCUUCUGCUCAGGAAGAUCCUUCUUCGGAAGUUCUGCCAAGCAGCCAGUGCUGUCUCCAAGUGCUCCAACAAUGAGUGCAAAGAGAGAUCGAUCACCUUGUCAGAGGAGAUCCGGCGGACAGCAGCAUGAAGGAACUUUCAUCCACUUGCAUGGGAACUACUUUUGCCAAUGAGUCAUUUUAAAUCUUACUGUGAAUCGGGGUAUCUGUAACAUGUUCACAUCUGCAUGAAUAGCUGAAAAUGGUAUUACUGCAGAGACUUACAGUGCCAAAUAAUUAUUUAUCCAAUGUGCCAAAAAUUCUCAAAUGCAGAAGAAGGAAUUGGUUUUGUUUCUAUGUUCUGUUGUUGUUGCCAUUCAUAACAUGAUGUUUUGUGUGCCUAAAAUAGAGUUUGGAGGGAAUUGUCUUGCAUUAGGGUAAAAAAAAGGGGGGUUUUGGUCAGGGAACACUUGGAACAGAUUCAACAGAUUAAAUCACUGAAGAGACCCACUGCUAUGUAUAUUUUAAUAUUAUGAUUACCUGCUUCAGAGAGCUCUUAUUCCUCCUUUUUUUUCUGGAGGGCCAAGAAGAGAAAGGGGCAAAACCUAUGAGUUAAAGGAAGAUUCUAUUUGGAUUUCAGUGGCUUAAAACUGAAAAGGGUCUGUUGUGCCGAUGAUGGUGUGUCAUUCUCUUUUGAGAACUGAAGGUAGUCUCAUAAGGCAUGGAUUUGUCCUGCUCAUUCCAUGUGGAUGCUGAAGGAAGCCUCUCUGCUGUAGAGGGGGUCACUGUGGAAUGGAGAGCACAAGGGAGAAACAGCCUGUGAAAUACCCAGGCAUAACAAGAACUGUUGUUUGCAGAGCAUACUAUAAAACUACUUUGAGCAGAUGGAGAGAGUGAUAAACAGGUUGUAAGAGAGAGUAAGUGUUCUUCUUCCUGUAGACUAAUGGCAAAGGUUUGCAGAGCCAAAAAUAUUGUUUUCACGUGAGUUGUUUUAUUUGGAAAUGCACAUAUCCAGUACUAAAAUGAACAUCAAAUGAUUUGUAAGUAAUGAGGAUGCCACUCAACUUCUUCAUUACUAAACUAUCCUUAAAAGUGGCCAAAAUAGUUCCUAAAAAUAGUUUAUUUCUUCUUUCCUCCAAAAAGAAAAAUUUGGGAGAUAUGGCAGCUUUUGGGCAUUUUUAAAACAAAGCAGACUGGAAGAGGCGGGUAGAAGUGUUUGUGUUAGUCAGAUCUUUCUUUACUUGACAGGUAACUGUCAAGUUUUAUUGGAAAACUGAGUUCUCAUCCGUUUGUGUCACCACUGAAGUUUGUUUUUAAAGGGCUAAAAUUUUUUCCUCGUUUUCCUGACCGGUUUGUAGAUUGUAGCCUCUGAUGUCUCCUGUUUUGUGGCCUCUUGGGUGAAAUUAGGUGCAAAUACAAUAAAAUGCAUUGUAUUCUAUAGUUCUACACCAUGUACUUUGUACCAUAUAGUAUUGAAUCCCAGGGCCUUAAAGGCAAGUGUAAUCUUUCAUCUAGCAGGAGUUUCUUGCACGGAACCUUUAAUUUUACUUUUCUCCCUUAAAGGUAACUACUCAAAAGAGAAACUGGCUACUCUUGUCUUGUUCUGCUACGGCAUUGUCUAAUUCCUUAUUAGUAUCAGUCAAACAAAAAUAAUUAAUCUGACAGCAGAAGCCACUGUCUGCAUUAACCUAAUUUUAUCCAGGUGCCAUUUGUUUCAAGAGCCUGCCGAAAAACACAGAGGCACGUUUGGUAAGAUAUUGCCUUUCUUUUAUCAAUAUUCAUCUUCUUCACGUUAAUGAAAUCAAUUCCUUUUUCCAUUAGGGACCGAGGGCAUCCUGCAGGCUGUGGGACCUGGUGCUCAGAGACGUGUGAUCCUGGCGAGCUGCCGCACUGUGCAGGAGGCGAUGCCGAGCAUCACAGCUGCAGGCGCCUGCGUGUCAUUUGCUGAUCAGCACUGUGGGGAACACAGUGAAAUAAAAAUGUCACUCAUUCUCUUGGGAAAAAGUGCCUUGCAGGAUUCCUACUUCUAAAAUAAAAUUAUUUUGGAAUGUAAAAAUCCUGUUCUUCAGUCCAGAGGAUUCCUAUUGUUCCGUUUAUGUAUGUUAGCUUUUUAAAAAAACUAAACCAACCCAAUUGCUUGUAAAAUAUGUCAGGAUGACCUUAAUGGUUGGAUGGAGUCAUUUGUCAAGACAUUUCUGAGCAGCAGGACUCAGAGAGCAAGAGCCCAUCUGGGAGCCUGAGUGGGAUAGCAAGGGGGGGAAGUUCUGCCAGGAGGAGGGAAUUGAGCCCCCUUUUAUCAGCUCUUACAGCAGCAAGAGGAGAGUGAUGGUUUUUCCUGUAUGUUAUCAGUCAAAUCUGUGGUAAAAAGAGAACAGCUCAGACAGGGCAAAGUCUUCAGUCAGCUGUGGGAAGGGACACUUUUUCACUUCUAGGUUAACUGGACAUGGCCUUGUUUUCCUGAAGGGUAGGGACGGUUCCACUUUAGUUCACUUAAAAUAGUUCUGUGAUGCCAUCUCUUUUCUUAGUUAAAUAGGACAUGUCCUUUUCUGUUUGGAAAAAGGCUGCUCUGUCCAUCUUUGUGUGCAUUAAUAUGAAGAAGCUACUUUAAAUAUCAGAGAAUGGGAAAGAAUGUCUGCUUUUGAUUUGUUUACAGAAAAGGAGUUUAAGCACUAUUUGCCAGCCACAGCUGGAGGAACGCACUUUCUAAAACGAAAGCUUUUAUUUCCCAAUUACUUGUUUGAGUGGUGUAUUUUUGUUGCAUUUCUUUAAAGAUGUCUUUUAUGUGAUAUAUUUAAAUUCCACUACAGUAGUAUUUCUAAUACUGAUUUUAGUAUGUUGUACUUCUGUCAAACAUGUUAUGGAGACCGUGGUGUAUGGAAAAAAUUUUGAGAUAAUUGUUUGCCUUAAAAUCUUGCUUGUUUGUGUACCAAGUUAAUGUGUGUUGCAUCAGUCAGAAUAAAAGUUCAGCAGAAUGACA
Molecule: messenger RNA, 4009 nt
Organism: Cuculus canorus (common cuckoo)
Lineage: Eukaryota; Metazoa; Chordata; Aves; Cuculiformes; Cuculidae
Gene: PTGER3
Product: prostaglandin E receptor 3
Exons: 2
Coding region: 63-1184 (373 amino acids)
Biological process (GO): positive regulation of cytosolic calcium ion concentration; intestine smooth muscle contraction; phospholipase C-activating G protein-coupled receptor signaling pathway
Cellular component (GO): plasma membrane
Molecular function (GO): prostaglandin E receptor activity
Source: RefSeq, a predicted model, not a curated record